Spirodela intermedia is the source of this 144-nucleotide messenger RNA. The record is from the annotation of a GenBank genome assembly. NCBI's taxonomy places the organism in Eukaryota, Viridiplantae, Streptophyta, Magnoliopsida, Alismatales, Araceae.
AUGUUAGCUGAUCGGUUUGGUUUCUCGCGGGAGUCUGUCCUGGAUAUGGCGUGGACUAUGCUGAGAAUCGACUACUCGAGACUCUUCUGGGUCAUGUUCGGUGUCUUCUCCUACGAGAAUCACGAAGGGAAACCGCGGAUCUAG